AUGACCAGGCCAAGUCAGAAUGUCAUUGAAGGACAACAUAAAAGCUCUCGGAGGAUAGUCGAAGGUUGCCAAAGGAUGGUUGGAAAGAGAUUGAAAUAUUGUCAGAGGAUUGCUGGGCAAGUCAGCAUGUUGGAACAUCACUGGAGGGUGAUUAGAAGGUCAUCAGAGGAUAGUCGGAGGUCGACAAAAGAUGGCCGGAGGCGACCGAAACAUCGCCAUAGGACAGUCGGGCAGGUCAGAACAUCGCCAGAGGGCGAUCGAAAGGUCAUCGGAGGAUGCCCGGAGGUGAAUGAAAAGUUUAUGGAGGAUGACCGGAAUGGCGCUGAAGAUUGUUGGAGUGGCACCGACCUUCGACGCCAGAGGAUGGCCGAAACGACGCUGUUAAAUGACUGA
Molecule: messenger RNA, 393 nt
Organism: Ilex paraguariensis (yerba mate)
Lineage: Eukaryota; Viridiplantae; Streptophyta; Magnoliopsida; Aquifoliales; Aquifoliaceae
Source: the annotation of a GenBank genome assembly